AUUUAUUGAUUUACUAACUGAAAAUAAAAGCAGGGAAGCAAUAAAUUUUUUAAAGUUGAAUAUUUAAAAGCAAUGCUAAAACCAAUGAGAGUUAAAAAUAAACAGCCACCCAAUGCUUUCAGGCCAGCUGUAGUAGUGAACCUAUAUUUAACCACACGUUGUGAAUAGCCGGUGCAACAGUGUGGCUACAGUUUCAGUCGAGUACUGGUGUGCUGGUGUGAUGGGUGGUGACGCGAUGUGUGCUGUUUGCUCCCAGAAGGGGCCACUGACCUGUAGUGCGUGCAAGAUGGUGUCCUACUGUAGCAAGGAGCACCAGAAACAUCACUGGCCUGAACACAAGACCCAGUGCAGGCCCUUUGAGGUUAGAACUAGUCCAGAACUUGGUCGCUACCUGGUAGCGACACGUGAUGUGGCGGCGGGAGAAGUUCUGUACGAGGAGGCCCCGACAGUGGUGGGGCCGAAGGUGGUGGAGCCGAGUCCCGUGUGCCUGGGGUGUCUCAGACCCCCUGGGGCAGCAAGGUGUGAGUCUUGUGGCUGGCCUGUAUGUAGUCCAGUGUGUCCUGGCUUGCGUGACCCACAUUGCCAUGCCAUUGAGUGCAAGAUACUUUCUCUGUCCCCUAUUAAAGACAUCAAAGAUUGCAGAUACGAGUGCAUUCUACCUCUGCGAAGCCUCUUAAUGCAAAAGAGGAACCCUCGUAAAUGGAAAGUGAUCAUGUCAAUGGAGACUCAUAUAGACAAAAGAGGCCCUUCAACUGAGGUUUACAAGGAACUGGAUGAAAAUGUGGUCAGCUACCUCAUAAAUAAUUACCUCUCAAAACUUGAUGAUGGUGCCAUUGGAGACAUUUCACCUGAAAUAAUCCACCGCAUCUGCGGCGCGAUCGACGUGAACGCUCUGGAGAUACAAGAGGAUCAAGUAGAACUGCUCGCACUGUUGCCAACCGCUUUCAUCAUGUGCCACUCAUGCAUACCCAACACCAAGCACACCUUCAAGAACACCCGGAUUACUGUGAGAGCAGCGGUCGACAUACCCAAGGGACAGGAUAUCACAACGAUGUACACACACAUGUUGUGGACAACUCAGGCGCGGAGAGAGCACCUGCGUAAUACCAAGUACUUCUCAUGCCAGUGUCCUCGCUGCGCCGAUCCUAUGGAGCUGGGUACCCACAUGAGUGCCCUGCGGUGUCUGGCAGAGGUGGAGGGCAUGCCAUGUGGAGGGUUCCAGUACCCCAAGGAACCGCUGGACGACAACUGUGAAUGGUGCUGUAACAAGUGUCCGAUGUCCUUGUCCUCUCGGGACGUUUGUCAGCUCAUAUCUUGUCUAGAUGUUGAGGUCGAGAGUGUCCAGUUGAAUCAGCCAACGGUGGACCGCCUGGAAGACUUGCUGAGGAAGCUGGAGACCGUGCUGCAUCCCCAUCACUACCUCUGCUACAAGAUCAAACACUCUCUGAUACAACUGUACGGUCACCAGCAGGGUUACUUGCACUCUGACAUCACGGACCGAGCGCUCCUCAGGAAAACUGACAUGUGCCGAGACCUGAUGUCGGUGACCAGCAAGGUGGACCCAGGUCAUGGAAGGUUGGGACUGUACUCGGCAGUGCUCCAUUAUGAGCUACAUUCUGCCCUCCUGGAACAGUAUCGCCGUGACAACAACGUUAAACACCUCCAGGAGGCAAAAUAUGCCCUCGAGGAGGAGAUCAAGUUCCUUCCAUCCAUCGAGUCGGAUCACUCACCAGAAUACCAGAUGAGGGAGUUGGCCAAGAGAGCUCUCGUUGAUGUGAACAAAAUGAUGCUAGGCGCCAGUGUUGUUAAUGGGAAGUAAUAAAUUGUACUCGUUA
Messenger RNA from Homalodisca vitripennis (glassy-winged sharpshooter), 1835 nucleotides. Its product is annotated as SET domain-containing protein SmydA-8-like. The record is from RefSeq and is a predicted model, not a curated record. NCBI's taxonomy places the organism in Eukaryota, Metazoa, Arthropoda, Insecta, Hemiptera, Cicadellidae. Gene Ontology annotation, molecular function: protein binding.